This is a messenger RNA of Dermacentor andersoni, 1216 nucleotides long. Its product is annotated as COMM domain-containing protein 2. NCBI's taxonomy places the organism in Eukaryota, Metazoa, Arthropoda, Arachnida, Ixodida, Ixodidae. The record is from RefSeq and is a predicted model, not a curated record.
UAAAAAGAUGGUACAGUUCCUGAAAUCACAGGUCUGCUGGCUCAACCAUUGCAAUGGCAUGUGCAAUGGUUCAAGCAGGAUCAAGUAGCGCGACGUAUCAGCAGCCUGUUGGCUACCAUGUGAAUGUUUUUUUUUCUUCCUUUUUUUGUGCGUGCGCAGCUUCGUGCUAAGCGCUGUGGUUUGUGGGCGUUUCAUCUGUUACAUGCAGUUCAUGGAAGGAAACUCAAACGCGUGCAUCACUCCUUGUUAGUCGUGCGUCUCAACGAAUAUUUUUGCUACGUGUGGCCGUGAUCAGCGCCAGGUGAACCCAGCAGACUUCAUCAUGUUGCUCAUACUCGACGACGAACACAAACAGCACCUUCAGUUUAUCACCAGCGUUGACGAGCCGGUGGCAAAGGAGUUCUGCAAGAUCGCCAACGAGUUCCUCGUUCGCGGAGUGAACCCCAAGGUGUACCACUCUGCCGCGCAGAAGCUCCAAGUCGACGACGACAUCGUUCAGGGUGCCGUCGAGGGCCUUUCCCACCUUCUCAGCCAGGCCGCGAAGCUGAAGCUCGGCGAACAACACUUACGAGAAUCGCUAUUGCUGCUGAGCUUUCCCGAGUCUGUGUGCGAAGAGCUCGUGAAACACCACAUCGAUAACGAGAGGAACGUGCGCAAGCUGCUGUCUGAGAAGUCCAUUUCCUGCUGGAGCUUCUCGCAUCUCCAAUGGAGACUGGAGGCCGAGGUCGCCAGUCGCUGUCUCAAGUCGCACGUGACGCCUCUCGUUACCUUCAAGUUUCAUCUCAAGCAAGGAGAUGGCAGCGAAGACAAAGAAGUGGUGUUGCAGACGGACCCUUUAAACCUAUUACACAUGACCGAAUCACUGGAGGAAGCGCUACAGAGUGCCAAGUCUCUUCACAUGCGAAGAAUAGCGAAGCACGUCAAGUGAUAAUUGAACGCGAUAACGGCUCUCGACAUCCGGAUCUUUGUCUUACCCGUGUUGUACUCUAGCGUUUCUUGCGCAACAAGAACGAUGUAAUGCAAGCCUGAACCAUUUGCUGCGGUGCGAUACUACAAUGCAAACAAAAAUAUUGCUUACCGUGUUGCUUGAUAGGUGCACCAUAAAUGCGUUCCUUCACAUGAAUGGGGGUGUUUUCAAGUGCUUUGUAUCUGCAUAAACUACACUCACUGCCACUAAUGCAAAAAGAAAUAAAAAAAAAUAUGGGAAGAAAGCAAA